Xiphophorus couchianus (Monterrey platyfish) is the source of this 3190-nucleotide messenger RNA. RefSeq lists its product as uncharacterized. The record is from RefSeq and is a predicted model, not a curated record. NCBI's taxonomy places the organism in Eukaryota, Metazoa, Chordata, Actinopteri, Cyprinodontiformes, Poeciliidae. Bases 402 to 1088 code for a protein of 228 amino acids. The transcript has 7 exons.
UAUGACAUAGCAAUAAGCUGUAAAAAGGAAGAAACGUGUCAUUGUCUUCAGGUCGUUCUAAUUUCACCUCGUUCAACUUAUUUUGAAAGCCACGUUGAAACGGAAGUCGCGCCAAUCUCUGGCUCGCGCUCUCCCGCGGUGCUUGGUGUGCCGUGUGAGUGUGCGCGCGCCUUGCCUGGCCUGUCAUCGCUCUCGCGCUGACAUCACGCAGAGGAUUUGCCACAAUGUCAAACAUGGGCGAACAGCGCGAGCUCAUGGCUCCUCCGCGCCACAAUGACACGCACUGCCGCGCGCGCCGGCUCGUUCUCUAAUCAAAACCCUCCGCCGACCUUCUAUAGGUUUAUUCUGUGUCCUACGAUGCUUUUCGGGUCCAUGUAAGUGUUUGGUCCCAGUCAGAGGUCAUGCUGCGGAGGGAGUCUGACACCCACAGCCUGUUUACCUCUGGGGAGACAUCCGAUAAUGACUGUGAGAUGGGGGCGAGUUGUGAAGAGGUAGAUAUAGUGUGCCUGUGCGAGGCCGGUCCCCGUACACUUUAUUCAGAAGCACACGCGCCUACGCUGGGCACUCUGCUGUGUGAACACUGUGGAAAAAACAGAGUCUUGUUAGCCAGGUACUCUGAGGGAUAUGGCACAGAGGAGGAGUGCGCGUUAUCCGACCCUCAGGGAGAAAGCGAUGCAGAUGCUGACAUAGAGGACACAGACUGCAGAAUCCAGGAGCACAGCUCUCUCCAGCAAAUCAGCUCGCGCAGGCGCAAGCGUCCUCGCGUGGCGCGGCAAGACACCACGGAGAGCGAGGACGACGGAGGGCGGAGCCACAAAAGCCAUCGCUGGAACCUGCGGCUCAGUCCCGACAGAGCACACAGCAGGACCAUCCUGGAGGAAAGCGUUUCGCAGGUGAGGCCGCUCAUCAUCACUGGGCCCAACGUGGAGAAGCAGAAGAGUCCUUCGGAUGGGUCCCGAGGCUCCAAGCUGACCUCCCUGUGGCCCUCGUCGCUGCCUCUCCCCGUCAAGCUGCUGCUCCUGCUGCCCGUCUCGCUCUCCCUUGUCAUCGUUAUAAUCUCAUUCCUGCUGCCCUGGACCGCCACAUGACACAGCAUAAUGUUUUCUUUCUUCUUUUUUUUUUCCAAACAUCGCACAAACGUCAAGUCUUAUGAUGUAGUCGAUAGGAUAUUUAUUUUUUACUGCUUUUUUUUUUUAAAGGAAGAAUUAGGAGGGAUAUUAAUGAUGAUUUCUGUUUAGAUUACGUUGUAUUGAAGGAUGCUAAACGUGUCUUUGGCCGAAUCUUUUCAAGGAGCUUACAGUCGCUAAGUCUCGGUUUCUCACCCCCUCUUUUGUAAAAAUAGACUUCUCAUUUUGUGGCCCCCAGGUGGGGCGGGGCACCAAGGGGUUCAGGAACCUUCAAAGAGGGUAACAACACACUCGAUUGGAAAACAUGUGAAAGACGAUGCCGCUACACUAUGCAAUUCCUCUGUUCCUCCUGCAGCGCUGUGAGUGCUGUUAAUGAUCUUCGGUCUCGUCAUGUCCUUGGCCCUGACACUAACCCCCUCCUGUGAGGGGGUUAGUGUCGUUCCUAACCCCCCUCUUAGGAGUAUCUUCUGUUAGCGCAGGGACCUGGGGCUCUAAAUAGCGUGCAACCCAAUUUAAAAAGCAAUAGCAACUGAGAUCAGACACACGUUUGCUGUGUAUAAUCUACUGAUCAUCUGUUGGUUUCAUGAACAGAUUACAUGGAUCUUUUUUCUUUUUUUUUUUUGAAGAUUAAUUUAAAACACCAAACCAUAGUAAAAAUGAGAUGACCUCAAAAUAAAAUAAGCUUUAGGGAAAGAAAAUACUGUAACUAUGUACAAUAAGUUCAUAUACAUCCACAUAUUCACAUAAUGCCAACAUGAUAAAUAUGAAUCUUACGUUACGUAUGUUAUCGUAUGAUUGCUGUUUAGAAAAACUGAGCUUGACAAUCAAUCAUGCUAGUUGUUACAAGCUGAAAUGCAAACUGGUAAAAAGCCAUUUGGCUACUCUGUACUGUAUGCUGUAUUUGUUUUUACGAUGUUCUUUAUGAAUGAUAUUUAAACAUUUUGUUCAACUCCAGAAAAGAGAAGUGGUUAUUAUUCAUCAUCAUUUACCGUAUCCUAUUAAGUACUGUGAAUAUAGUUUAGUCUUCAAUCCUGCUGUAUUGCUCUUCCUAAAGCUCGCAUUUCUUCCAUUGUACACAUAUUUCCAUUUUUGUGUUUCACGGGGCAAUAAAAUGUCAAUAAAACUAGAUUGUAUUUUAACAAAAAAAUAAUAAUUUAAACUCGUCUGGUUUGAGUUUGGGGUGCGGGAGGGAUCUAUUAACAGAAGAGUUUUUGCGACAUUUGAAAGAUAUUUUCAGUGCAUUAUAUGGCACUAGGAUUGAUAGAUUUAUUUUGUUUUACAUUUUCAGUUGAUGUACAUUGCACUGAGUCCAAUAAAACAAACCCUCUAAAAUAACCUUUCCCCUCCGUCACCUGUGGUGGCGCUGCACUAAGAACUAUUGACGGUAACGACACAAAAUCCUCUGAAGAAGACAUUCAGCGCAACUUUCUGCACAAAACGUAAACAAGAACGGAGUGGCGUCAUUUCAGCGGCGUAGGACUUUUGCUAUAACUUUAAUGUGAAGGUGUGUGUUUUAAGCUUGAAAGGAAGUUGUUCUUGAGAACUUCCUUAAUAACUGUAAACUAAUAAGGAUUACGUUAGCAUCUGCUCCACAGAUUUAUUUUAAAAUAUGAAAUGGAAAGAUUUAAGUGAUGUUUUGGUAUUAGGAGCACUUUACAUUAGAACAGGCAUUAGGGCAAAAAUAUAUGAACUAGUCUGACAUAUUUUACUCUUUAUUCUUCAAAACACAAUUUUGGAUUUGUGAAAACUUUGCCCUAUUUCUUAAAACUGGACUUGAGAUUUACUAUAGCAGUAAUUUGUAAGAAUUUCCCCAAGAAGCGGUGAGAAAAAAGUAGUUAAAAUCGAAUUUUAGAUUAACUUUGACAGACUUACUUCAGCUAACUUUGCUUUUAUUGAAAGAGUUGUGCUUGCUGACUUUUCUUUUCUUUUUCCUUCUCCGAUUUAAGUUAAAGUGUGAUCUGCUUUUCUUUUCUUCAGCGAUGCUUGACACAAGUUACACUGCCAUCUGCUGAUGAAACCUUGACUCAUUUUUUUAUCCACUCAGACUAAAUUCCUGCAAAAAA